AUGGAUGCCCUAUGUAACCAUGAACUAGACCUAAUCUUGAACUGGGUUAAGGGCUCAGACGAUAGAAAAUCAUUCUCUCAGGUCAGUAAGCGAUUGUGGGCAGUGGAGCGUCUGAACCGAUCAUCCAUUCGCCUUCUCGAACUCAUUCGUCUCCCUCGAUUACUUGAUAGAUUUCCAAACUUGGUCACAUUCCAAACAUCCCUGCCUCUAAGCAACGCUGACCUCGAAUUAUUAGCCCAAAGAUGUCCCAAACUAGAGGUCAUCGACCUUGGAAUACCGGCAUUGUCCUUCAGAAAAGUUGCUGGGACCCAAGGUCUAUGCACACUAGCAAAUAGGUGUCCCAAGUUAUCCAAGGUUUUGCUUCGUGGGAGGCAUAUGAUGAGUGAUGGAAUUGUGUCGUUCAUACCUUUAGCGGAUAACUUGAAGCACUUGGAUUUGGGAUACAUUGUGUUGGUUUUUGACAAAACCCUUGAAGCAAUUGGGUCAUCAAGUUGUCCGAUUACCGUUUUGAACUUGGAAAGCUGCUGCCAUAUUACGGAUUGUGGAUUGAGAUUUUUGACAAAUGGGUCUUGCUCAAAAACCAUAAAGGAAUUGGUCCUUGCAAACUGUCAUGGAAUCACUGAUUCUGGGGUCUCGCUCUUGCAGAAGAUGUGUGCCUUGGAGGAGCUAAAUUUGGCUCAUUGUCACCAAGUCACUGACGUUGGAGGUGUGGCAAUCUCCGCAAUUCGAACCCUCAAGAAACUGGACUUUGCUAGGGGACCCAGAGUGACAGAUUGGGGACCCAGAGUGACAGACCGCACCAUUCUUGCUCUCGCGGAGAAUUGCCUCAACUUGGAGAUGCUUGAUUUGAGUGGUAAUAAAUUCGUGACCAGAGUUGGUAUUCGUGCAUUUUUGGGUCACAAGUGCUUACAAUCCCUUGAUCUACGCUAUAUUCGGGUUUAUGUUAGUGGAUCUGAUCUGGAAGACCUAGCGCUUGCAUGCCCGUCAUUGAAGUCUAUACUAGUAGAGGGUGGAUGGAGAAAAAGAUUGAUGGGUGAAAUGCAAGAGAGCACUGUUAGCAGAUUCGUGAGGUUCAAUUAG
Molecule: messenger RNA, 1080 nt
Organism: Rosa rugosa (rugosa rose)
Lineage: Eukaryota; Viridiplantae; Streptophyta; Magnoliopsida; Rosales; Rosaceae
Exons: 1
Coding region: 1-1080 (359 amino acids)
Biological process (GO): SCF-dependent proteasomal ubiquitin-dependent protein catabolic process
Cellular component (GO): SCF ubiquitin ligase complex
Molecular function (GO): protein binding
Source: RefSeq, a predicted model, not a curated record